AUGUUUUUCGAGAUCGCGAUGGAGCGCCUUCUUUCUGCGGUGAUCGCAUCAAUCAUGAUGCCAUACUGGGGGUGGGAUGGAUGCAACUUCGUUGCCUUCGCCCUCCUUGUUACCGCUAUUUUGGCUGGGAGCAUCUUCUUCAGCCUGAUGAUCUGGGGGCUGGUGACCAAGAUGAUCCAGCAGGGCGUUUCGAGCCUGCGGAGGAGAUUGCGAUCCGGUGCCCGCCCGGACGGAGGAGUAGUAGCAGAACCUGGCGAUACCACGGCUGAGCACGCGCGGGAACAGCAAAGGCCAGAGCGGCAAGGGCCGUCCCACGGGCGGGCGCACCUUGCCGGACGUGCGACUUUGAGGGUUCGGGACCGGCAGCGGGCGCAGCCGCAGCCACAACAACAGCAACGGCGCCAUGUACCGCAGGAGCCACGGGAGGCUCAGCAGGGGCAACAGCAGCAGUUGCGGCAGGAGAUGCAGGAGCCGAUGGACAAGGUGCGGUUGCCGGAGCACCUGGCGAUGUCGCGGCAGCGGUUAGAUCAGGAGCGGUGGUUGGAGCGGAGCCGCUAUUUAACCGCCCAGAUGAAGCUUCUGGACCGGGAUAAAAAGGCGAAGCAUGAGCAUGAGUGGUUGGAGCGGAACCCCAAUCGGUACGCCCAGGCGCUGCAUCAGAACUGGGAGAAGAAGGUGAAGCAGGAGCAGCAGACACGGGAGCGGAAGAAGCUGCAGCAGCAGGAGCGGGAGCGAGAGGCUCAGCAGGGGCAAAAGCAGUUGCGGCAGGAGAAACAGGAGACGAUGAACAAGGCGUGCAACCGGGUGCACAAUAAGGUGGAACUGCCCUGCCUGCGGGAUCAGGUGCGGUUGCCAGAGUACCUGGCGAAGUCGCGGAAGCGGUCGGACCAGGAGCGGUUGGAGCGGAUCCGCAUUGGGGUCGCCCAGGCGUGUCAGCAGGACCGGGAGAAGAAUGCGAAGCUGGAGCAGCAGAAACGGGAGCGGAAGAAGCUGCAGCAGCAGGAGCGGGAGCUACAGGAGAACCAGCAGCGGCGACGGCAGCAGGAGGCGGACGAGCAGGCGAAAACGCAACAGCAGGAUUUGGAUCUGCUGUUGGAGCAGGGCUACCAGCACCUGCUGCAGCGGGAGCGGGAGCAGGAGCAGCAACAGCAGCAACAGCGAGAGAAGAAGAAGCUGGAGAGGCAGCAGCAGGAGCGGGAGUGGGAGAGGAAGAAGAUGGCGCGGCAGCAGGAGCUGGAGCAGCUGAAGCUGCGGCAGCAAGAACAGGAGCGGAAGAGGAAGAAGAAGGUGGAGCAGGAGCGGGAAGCAUACUUUAGCGGGCUUUGGCAGCGGGAGCAGGAGCGGGAGCAGGAGUGGGAGCAGAAGCGGGAGCAGGAGCGGGAACGGCGAGCCCAAAAGAAAAUGCAGCAGGAGCGCGAGUGGGAGAGGAAGAAGAUGGCGCGGCAGCAGGAGCUGGAGCAGCUGAAGCUGCGGCAGCAAGAACAGGAGCGGAAGAGGAAGAAGAAGGUGGAGCAGGAGCGGGAAGCAUACUUUAGCGGGCUUUGGCAGCGGGAGCAGGAGCGGGAGCAGGAGUGGGAGCAGAAGCGGGAGCAGGAGCGGGAACGGCGAGCCCAAAAGAAAAUGCAGCAGGAGCGCGAGUGGGAGAGGAAGAAGAUGGCGCGGCAGCAGGAGCUGGAGCAGGAGCAGCUGAAGCUGCGGCAGCAAGAACAGGAGCGGGAGAGGAAGAAGAAGGUGGAGCAGGAGCGGGAAGCAUACUUUAGCGGGCUUUGGCAGCGGGAGCAGGAGCGGGAGCAGGAGUGGGAGCAGAAGCGGGAGCAGGAGCGGGAACGGCGAGCCCAAAAGAAAAUGCAGCAGGAGCGGGAGUGGGAGAAGAAGAAGAUGGCGCGGCAGCAGGAGCAGGAGCAGCUGAAGCUGCGGCAACAAGAACAGGAGCGGGAGAGGAAGAAGAAGGUGGAGCAGGAGCGGGAAGCAUACUUUGGCCGUGACGCCGGCGCUACUUCGGGAACGCCCACCGAGCCCCGAAGGGGCACGACCUCGGUGCUGACCACGACGGUUAAGCGGGCCCUUCGCAUGGCGGGCACGGAGGCCGAAGCGCGCCGCAUCACCUUGUCGGCAGUGCUCCGCAACGACAAAGACGUUCCGGGGUCCUCAACAGGGUUGCCGCAGCAGCAGAUUCGCGAGAGGGUGGAGCACACGCUCGACUUCUUGUGCUCCCCUGAAGCGAGCGGCCUCGGACGCAAGAGGCGGAUGGGCUCCGGCAGGAAGGUAAUCAAGACAAUCUUCUGGGCGCACGUUGGGGCCAUCGCCCGGCAAAGGAGACUGGCCAAGGCGGACGCGCUUCCUGGAAGUGCAGAGAAGCGGCAGGGGCGCAACACCGGUGGUGUCCUACCCGCUCCUCGCGACUCCUCGCCACGGGGGCAGGAACAGCGGGAGGCGCUAGGGCAGCACGAGCGACAACAACGAGGGAUUCCACAGACGACCAUCGAGGCGAGGCCGCUGCCUGGUCUCACGCGGGAUUUCCGGACGAUCCAGGUGGAGCACCCACCUAAGAGUUCGUCAGCAGGGUUCUCCCUUGGAAGGGAGGCGACGAGGCAAGAGAUGGAAUCGUCGUUCCUCACGACGACCCACGGCGGCAAGACCGUCAAUGCGCUCCCAUUCCUGCCGAUUCCGCCGGUUGGUCCAUUGGCAGGACGACGGGGAGGGGCAUUCGGAGCAUUGACGACCGUCGAGGCGAGGCCGCUGCCUGGCCUGACGCGGGGUGACCCGUUGAAGGUGGAGCACCCGCCUAAGGGUUCGUCGGGCGGGUUCUCGGUGGGAAGGGAGGCGACGAGGCAAGAGGCGCAAUCGUUCCUCAAGACAAACUCCGGCGGCAAAACGGUGGAUGCGCUCCCUUUCCUGCGGAUUCCGCCGCAGGAGAAGCCAGCGACUCCUACCGUAGCCAUCCCGGCUGCGUCCGUUACCGCCGCCGCCGCCGCUGCCGUUCCCGUGCCCACCGGAACGGAAGAGAACCCAAUCCACGGAACGGAUUCUGCACCCGUUACCGCCGCCGCCGCCGCUGCCGUUCGCGUGCCCACCGGAACGGAAGAGAACCCGAUCCACGGAACGGAUUCUGCACCCGUUACCGCCGCCGCCGCCGCUGCCGUUCCCGUGCCCACCGGAACGGAAGAGAACCCGACCCACGGAACGGUUUCUGCGUACGUUACCGCUGCCGCCGCUGCUGCCGUGUCCGUGACGACCGGAGCGAAGGAGGACCCGACCCACGGAACGGUUUCUGCGCCGGUUGCCGCGGCUGCCUCUGCCGUUCCUGUGACGACCACCGGAAUCGAAGCGGUAUCACAAGACGGGGCGGAAUUUUCUAGUGCCAACCAGACGUUCGUGGCAUGCACGGUGAUGUCGAUCCCCGAUUUACCGGAGUACGAGGAGCAGCGAGCCGCACAGGAAGCUCAGAUCCGCCGCAACCGACCGGCCACCAAGACCGACCCCCCCGCGCCUGACACCACCGUUGGCAACACACCCAGCGCAUCGACCGCAGCGCCCGUUACGCCCAAGACAGAGCAGCCGUUCGAACGGGUGAAGCAAGGGAAAUGGAGGGUCCUCACAGCAGACUACUUGAGCACGGACAGCGAAGAUGGUUCGGGGGAGGAAGACGGGUGGGGGUGAUUGUUGAUCUCUGGCGGCCGAUCACGCCACCACAAGUCGCUGCUUCUGCGCGAUCGAAAAACUGUUUCCCUGGCAGCGUUGUCAUCCUGCGAUGUCCGACUGUUACACUUUUUCUGGUCUUUACAACGUUUUUUCUUCUCUUUGGGGCGAUUCGCGCGUUUUGACACGCAAGCAUGUGCGGAUACUCUAUACUGUCGUUAUCAACACCACGGAUGGAGGCGUACCUGCGUGGGCUGAUGUUUUCUAACCUCGUGGAUACCCUACUGUAGGCCUUCGUAACCUAAGUAUUCAACGGCACCCCUUCCGGGUGGAGGGAUAUUGUGGCGCGUUUUGACACCAUGCGGUCAUGCAAGCAGGUAGGGUGCUCUCCAUUGUUGUUCUCAACACCGAGGAUGGAGGUGUACCUGGAUGGGCUGAUUUUUUACCUUGUGGACACCCUACUGUAGUUCUUCGUAACCUAAAUAUUCAACGGCGCCCCUUCCGGAUGGAGGGAUAUUGCUGUCGUCGAAGAAGUCGGUAUUCCUGUGAGAGGCAUGGCGUGUCCACGGGAAUGAGAUCGAUCGCUGUUUGUGCGAUGGUCACGGGCCGCCAUUUCAGCCGCAGGAGAUGCCACAACACUAUCAUGUGAUUAUCCUAACUGCUCCUGUGGACGGCCGUCACGCCGUUGAUAUUUCGGAUGAAGAAGGGAUUCGAGACUGUCAUCAUACGCCCAGGUCAGCAGCGGGAUGCCUCGUAUGCUCUUCCAAGUGGUUGACUCGAAACGUGAAUCGUUCGGACGUUUUAUAGUUCGCGCGUGUUCGGGGGAUGCCCUGACAAUACAUGGAGCCCAACGCCCCGGGGACUCCGUAACCUGGGUUAUUCCAUUUUUUUGUUCUUUAAAGUACACAACAAAUCCAUAUAGCUCCACAGAUACGGUGGUGAUGUUGUUUCUUUACCAUAAACCGUUCCGGUCUCCGCUCGGGGCCUUCAAAUAUCCGUACAAUAAUAGGCCAGGACAGAAUUUGCUUUGAGUUCAAAAGCGUAUGCAUUACAUCAACAACCAACUUGUGUUUCUACCUUUCCCCGAGCAGCAUUCAGCGAUAUCUCCCCUGUCGAAGGCAGGCUCAACAAAAUAAUUUGGUGGCCAUCAUGUGUAUCUGACUACAACGUAUAUGCUGCACUGGGAAGGUGGGAAAGGGAGACAUGCCGGGGCUAUUAUUUUGUUUUCUCUCGCCCUUCUACCAGUGAAAUCACCUCCGUGGUGUUGCCUGCAAUAAUACAUGCGUACACGCCCGCCGGGGCGUUCCCAAAAGAUGUUACCGAAUAUCCGCCGCGGGAUUUCGGAACCACCCCUCGUAUCUCUCACGGUAUGCUCGUUACACUAUCCCAAGCCCGCCGUCUCGGUUCAUGUUGCUGACGCUUCCCCUUCCGCUACUUCGUCAUGAACCCACGGAGAAAUUGCUACACAGGUUCGUCAUGUCCUUCGUAGUGCGUGUACACGUAAACAUUGGUCUUGUUCGUGCAAAAAAUCGCGGAAAACACUCUGCGUUGUCUCUUGCUCCCUGCGCCAUGCGCAAAGCCCUCUGCAGAUUCUCCCUCGCUGCACUCUUUG
This is a messenger RNA of Ectocarpus siliculosus, 5251 nucleotides long. The record is from the annotation of a GenBank genome assembly. NCBI's taxonomy places the organism in Eukaryota, Phaeophyceae, Ectocarpales, Ectocarpaceae.